This is a messenger RNA of Sebastes umbrosus (honeycomb rockfish), 3711 nucleotides long. It is a transcript of the gene gas2l3, whose product is annotated as growth arrest-specific 2 like 3. Lineage: Eukaryota; Metazoa; Chordata; Actinopteri; Perciformes; Sebastidae. The transcript has 9 exons. Bases 292 to 2607 code for a protein of 771 amino acids. Gene Ontology annotation, cellular component: actin filament. Gene Ontology annotation, molecular function: cytoskeletal adaptor activity; actin filament binding; microtubule binding. The record is from RefSeq and is a predicted model, not a curated record. Gene Ontology annotation, biological process: actin crosslink formation.
CACUUCAUUAGUCAGGGCUCUCCUUUUGCACCUCCUCCUCCUCCUCCUCCUCCUCCCAUCCAUCCUGCCUCCCUGUCAUUCCCUCGCUGCCUCUCCUUCCCAGCUCACUCGUGUGGAGCCACAGAGGCAGGAGCCGCUCUGGCUGAACAGCAUCGAGUGUAUCGCAGGGUUUUUUGUUUUGACUCGGCAUCGACGAGGAUGUGCUUUUGAGGCUGAUCGCGACUGUUCUCGCUCGGCACCCUACCGUUUUGGCUCUGAGAAUGAAGAAGUGAAUUAUCAGUGAUCGCAGUCAUGGCUGUCCAGACUGGCAUCCAGGUGUGGUUCAGUGAGAAGUUCGACGCCCCGUUGCUGAGCCCCAUGAGCCCCCGGAGCCCUCGCAGCCCGCUAGCGCAGCGGCACGGCCCCGGCCUCGCAGACGUCUUCCAGUACGACCAGUGGCUGGCGGUGCGACAUGAAGCCACCCUGGUGCCCAUGCAGGAGGAUCUGGCCAUCUGGCUCACGGGCAUGCUGGGCGAGGAGGUGAGAGCAGAGUUCUUCAUGGAGGAGCUGAACAACGGCGUGAAGCUCUGCCAGCUUAUCGGCGUGCUGCAGACUAAGAUCGCCCAGAGCUGCCCCUCCGCGCUCUGCAAGCUGUUCCCCACGAGGAAGAUCGCAUGUAAGCGGGACGCCUCUCCAGGUUCCUUCUUCGCUCGCGACAACACCGCCAACUUCCUGGCGUGGUGCCGCUACGUCGGCGUGGAGGAGACCUACCUGUUUGAGUCAGAAGGCCUAGUUCUGCACAAGGAGCCUCGGCAAGUCUGCCUCUGCCUCCUGGAGAUCGGCCGCAUCGUCUCCAAGUACGGCGUGGAGCCUCCUGUGCUGGUGAAGCUGGAGAAGGAGAUCGAGCUGGAAGAGACUCUGCUGAUGACGGAGACGCCGCCGCCGGCCGUCAAAACCUUCAGCGUGUGUUGCCAGCACGGCGGCCUCUAUCAGCCGGGGGAGCACGGCAUGGACGACCCGCCCUGCAACUGUGCCAACAGAGUCUCCAUUGAGUACCUGUCUGAGGGACGCUACCGACUGGGAGACAAGACCCUCUUUAUUCGGAUGCUUCACGGGAAACACGUGAUGGUGCGCGUCGGCGGCGGCUGGGACACGCUGCGCGGCUUCCUGAUGAAGUACGACCCUCUGCGCGUGCUGCAGUUCACCACGCUGGAGCAGAAGAUCCUGGCCUUCCAGAAAGGCCCCCCCAGCCUGGGAGGUCACCACGGCAACGCAGCUCCGCCCCCUCCUCCCGACAUGGACCCCCUCGCCGCCGUCAACAACCUCAUCUCUUCCUCGUCCUCGUCUUCCUCCUCCACCUCGUCGUCAUCCUCUUCCUCCGGCACGGCCUGUAAGUCGCCGUCCGUGACCGCCGCGGCUCAGACGUGUCGGUCCUACGCCGCCUCCCCGGUGUGCACGCCCACUUUGCCCAGAAAGGGUGCCGCGGCGCCCAAGAAGAACCUGCAGCUCACGCCUUCAUCUCCCAGGAAGCCCACCCAGCUGCCCCUCCCCGUCACCACUAAAGGUUCCUCCUCUCUGCCCGCCACGCCCGUGGGAAGCUCCUCCAGACUAUCUCCCAGCCCGGGCUGUCAGGGCGCGCAGGUCUACCGCAGAGCUCUGACUCCGUCCUCGGCGCCGUCGGCUCCCACAGAUCCGAUCCCCGCCUCCAAACUGAAGCUCAGAGCGUCGCCGCACAGCGCCGCCUCUCAGCCCAGGAGCCCCGUCUGCCCCGAGCCGUCUUCCAAAUUCCCCAAACCCUCCAGCCCCUGCACCUCGCCCAUCUCCGCCUCCGUGCCUCGCCCCGUCACCGCACCGGUACGGGCGCCCAACCCUAAAGACGCCCGGCCCCCGACGGGCGCCAACCAGCGCUCUCGCCUUUCACAGCGCCGUGCCGGCUCCCCGGCCUCGCGCCUCCGUCUGGAGGCCAGGCGGGUGCGGACAGCCACAAGAGCCGCGGCGACGCCGACUGCUCAAACCCGGACCCCUACCCCCAGCUCACGGACGGCGUCCCCGGCGCCGCCCAAAGCUACCAGCUCCGUGCCCAAGAGCCAAGAAGUCACAGCCAAAGCCAAGGGCCCGGCACCGACCAAGGCGGUUACUGCCCCUCCGUGCGCCACCGCUACAGCCCCUCAACGCGCCACCGCUACCGCCCCCGGGCGGGUCGCUGCCGUCCCUGGGCGGGUCGCUGCCAUACUUGGGCGGGUCGCUGCCGUGCCCGGGCGGGUCGCUGCCAACCCCGGGCGGGUCCCUGCCGUCCUUGGUCGGGUAGCUGCUGUCCCCGGGCGGGUCCCGGGGCGCAGCGCAAGCCCGUCUCCCGCCAGCAAAGCCAAUCAGAAAACAGCCGCCACGGCACCGAGGACAGGGCGAAAGCAAGCAGCCACUACUACGAACCCCGUCAACGGGAAGUCAACAACACUAAAACCCGAAGCAACUCCGGGACUAGGACUACCGCUGGCGCCGCAGAAAACCAGCCCCAACAUCAAAACCGCUAAGACCGAGCCCGGCGUCUCCAGGAAGAUCCCACAAUACAAGAGCCGAAGUGACGACCCUUAUUUUGAAAUGAACAGCAGGAGACGGCAGAAGACGUAACGGGACGGUCUCCGAGGACGCUAAGCUCCUUAUCAUAGAGCAGCACUUGUUGGAACUCUUCUCGUCACUAAUCCUCAUCAAAAACAGUCUCAGUUUUUGUCUUCAAAUUUAUUUUCGUACGUUAUUUAACAGCCUUUUUUUUUAAUUAUUUUGAAUCUGUUUUUUUAAUCCAGGGUCAAAGGUGUCAUGCUUUGUUUGUCUCGUCUUUGUGGUGAUUUAACGGUCUUUUUUUAACGGUCAGCUAACCCGGUUAAUGCUAAAACUUGCACAAUGUUUACAUUUUCACUUUUGUUACAUGUACAACUGUUACAAAUGACUUAUAGAGAAACCACAUUCAAACACUAACCUCAAAGCUCACGAUCACAGGAAACAGCCAUGAUCCAGCAAAAAGGCACUUCGGCCAACAUUUGCAGGAAACGGAUCAGUUUUCAUUUCAUGGCUCCGGAGUCCUGUUUUCUCCAAACAGGUUACCAAAGUUGUUCAAACUGGAACACGAAUCAUUGUUUCUGAUGAUUUAUAUUUACUCCCCAGUGAGAACGAGCAUUCUACUGGCGGACGGUCAGACGUGAUACUCGUGUCUGACGUUUGUAUAAAUGAUAUCUAGGAAGGGAGGUUUGUAACGUUGGCGCCAAACAAGGCGUCAUCGGGAGCGGAUCUUCCCCGUCGUGUGCCUUCAUCAGAAAUCUCUGAGCGGCAUUAGAAUGUAUUAGACGAUCGGGGUGGCGGGCGGCGGGGGGGGUUUUAAAGGUUUUUACUGAUUAAAGAAUUGCACAGUGCGUACGAGCUCUUCCUCCUCCGAGGGAAGGCCGAGUCGCAGACGAACUACUGAUCAAACGCCUCUUUUUCUUUUUAACAGAAAACACUAGUUGGUAUAGAUUUUACAUGGUUUCUAAUGUCUGUGUGUUUAAAAGUCUAGUUUUCUAUAUGUGGUGUUUGUGUAUGUGUGAGUGUAUAUAUAAAUAUAUAUGAGGCUUUUUGUUCUUGUUUGGCACUUUACAGAAACCGCCGUCGUUUGUCAGGAUUUGAAUGUUGAUUCUUGUCUUGUUUUUUUCCGGCUACCCUUUUAUUGUCAUUUUGAUUAAUAAAUGGACAAAACAAAGAUAA